Molecule: messenger RNA, 692 nt
Organism: Cutaneotrichosporon oleaginosum
Lineage: Eukaryota; Fungi; Basidiomycota; Tremellomycetes; Trichosporonales; Trichosporonaceae
Source: RefSeq, a predicted model, not a curated record
UGAGUCCUCUCACCACACUCUCUUCAUCUCACACUCUUUCACUCUUUUCCAUCUCCCUCUUCACUCUUCACCUUCUCCUUUUGUCAUCCCCGACGAUGCUCGCCGCCACUCUCCUCUUCUUCGCCGCCGCCGCGCGCGCCAUCCAGAUCACCUCCCCCGCCAACGGCACCGUCUGGUCCGCUGGCCAGGUCCAGACUAUCACCUGGGACUUCGUUAGCACCGACCCCGACCGCUUCAUCCUCGCCCUCCAGAUCCAGCAGCCCUUCUCGACCCAGGAGGUUGCCACCGUCCAGACCGAGGCCGGCUCGUACUCGUGGACUCCCUCCGCGUCCUCCGUCGGCACUGACUACCGCAUCAACUUCCUCAACGUCCGCGACAACGGCAUCCUUGCUCAGUCGGGCUACUUUGACGUUGAGCAGGGCACUGCCGUCGCUGCGUCGUCGUCGAGCUCCGCCGUCGUGUCUCGCUCGUCGGCCGCUUCGCGCUCGCUCUCGGCCUCGGCCAGUGCCUCUAACAGCCGCUCGGCCAGCGCGUCUGCCUCGGGCUCGGCUUUGCCCCCCAACGUCUCCAACGCCCCCGCUGGCAGCGGCGCCGGUGCGCUCGUCCCCUCGCUCGCCCUCGUUGCCGGCUCCCUUGCUGCCCUCCUCGCCUAAGCCUUUGUCUAACCUUUUUUUUCCUUCCUCUUAGACUGG